CAAGUGUGAGGGGUGAAGCCGGUUCACUGCCUAUUCGAGUUUACAUCUCUCCUUUUCUCUAAUGUGAUUAGACAAUGAUUAGCUAGAGCUAUGCUUUUUAUCACUGUUGUUCUUUCCCGAGUACUGUCUACUUGAUCAAAAAAAGCUUCCAUUUUCUUGGGUUAGGCUACAGUGUUCUCCUUUCCGUCUUCAUCCUUUUGAAAAAACUUGGAGAUUUGGCAAACCCAGUGAAACUGGAGGAGGGGCACCCCUUCUCCUUAAGCUAAUCAUCCGCUCUGUCUCUUUCUCGCUCUCAGCUAUGAAGCGCUUCAAUUCCUCAGAUUCCUUGGCUGCUUUCAUCUCUAUUACUUCUUCAAAAGAAGAUAGGACUCAAAACACCAACCAAGGUUACAGUAGAGAUUUUCAGGCAAUGCUGGACAGUCUUGAAGAAGAAGACUACAUUGAGGAAGCUAACCUUGGAAGUGAGAAGAAACGAAGGUUAACCUUGCAUCAAGUUAAGGCCUUGGAGAAGAAUUUUGAGGUCGAUAACAAGCUUGUGCCAGAGAGAAAGCUGAAAUUAGCUGAAGAAUUAUGCCUGCAACCACGACAAGUGGCUAUUUGGUUCCAAAACCGUCGAGCCCGUUGGAAGACUAAGCAAUUGGAAAGAGAUUAUGGCACCCUUAAGGCAAACUAUGAAGCUCUAAAUCUUGAUUACAGUAAUCUUGAACAGAAGAAUGAAGCCUUAGCACAAAAGGUAAAAGAACUGAAAGCAAAGUUGAGAGAAGAAAUAGUUGAUAGCAGUCACUCUGUAAAAGAAGAGUACCAUGUUUCAGAGUCAGACAACAAUGCCUCAGUGCACAGUCAGAACCAUGAUUUCAGUGAAAACAAGAAUUCGAGUGCAGUCACCAAAGACCACAGCAAUGUUUCCUCUUCAAAUGAAUUGAUGAAUUGCUUUAAUUUAACUGAUUCGAGAGCUAUUUUGGGGAAUAGGUAUCAAGUAUAUCAACCCCAUCUUAUGAAACUAGAAGAACAGAGUUUGUUUAGCGCUGAGGAAUCAUGCAAUUUCUUUUCAGUUGAUCAAGCUCCCACACUUCAUUGCUAUUUUCCUGAACAAUAAAGCUGGUGUAAUUCUAAAAAGUUCCAGCCUUGGAAAGAAAUAAGUUGCUUUUGGAGACUAUUGUUUUUUAGGACUUCAUAUUUAUGCUGUUCCAUUGCAACAAAACAUCUUCAACCAGGGCGGGAACAGUGGUUUUACCAUUUACUUCAGUGUAAGAAAUCAUACUACCUGUAUAUGGUACUAUCCAGCAACCAAUGAUAUUUAAGUUGCCAGGUCUA
Molecule: messenger RNA, 1314 nt
Organism: Populus nigra (black poplar)
Lineage: Eukaryota; Viridiplantae; Streptophyta; Magnoliopsida; Malpighiales; Salicaceae
Product: homeobox-leucine zipper protein ATHB-6-like
Exons: 3
Coding region: 299-1096 (265 amino acids)
Biological process (GO): positive regulation of DNA-templated transcription
Cellular component (GO): nucleus
Molecular function (GO): DNA-binding transcription factor activity, RNA polymerase II-specific; sequence-specific DNA binding
Source: RefSeq, a predicted model, not a curated record